AUGUAUGCAAAAAGAGACUCAUGGGCUGAAUCGUGUCUUAGAGGAAAGUUUUUCAGUGGUAUGUGCACCACUCAACGCGUGGAGUCCAUGAACAAGUAUGUGAAAGAUUACUUGAAGAAAGGCGUGAAGUUGUUUGAAUGUAUUCCAGCAAUUGAUAGGGCUAUGUUAUGUCUUAGGAAUACCACGGCGAAGGAUGGUUUCAACGCAAAGUACUCAACACCAGUCCUUAAAACCGCAUUGACAAAACUCGAGCAACAAGCUUCUCUGAUUUACACGCAUAGGUGCUUUGUAUUGGUACGUCAUGAGAUCAAAUCUUGUUCAAUACUCACUCAUGAUAAUGUGAUGCAUAAUUUUGGAGGUUAUGUAUACGUAUUGUCAAAAUAUGGUGAACUGCAUAAUAAUUGGACUUGUGUUUACCACGGUGGGGAAAAUAUGCGGAUAGAGUGUGGAUGCUGGAAAUAUGAAAAUGAAGGGAUCCCGUGUGGCCACCUGUUUUAUGUAAUGAAGUGCGAGCACUUUAUGGAAAUUCCUCCAGCGCUCAUAAUGAAGAGAUGGACAAAGAGUGCCCAAAGUGAUACAUGUAAGGAAUUUAUCGGCGAAGUCGAAGGCACUACCAAAGAAGUUAUAGAAAUGGCGAGGUAUGGAAGUUUAAGUGCUAUGUCAAACAAAGUAUGUUUUUAUGCAUCGAAGAGUGAAGAUGGUUAUGCCAUGUUGACGAAUGAGUUUAGUAGAUGGGAGGGAAUUUGUGAAGGCUUACGGCAAAAGGAAGAAAAGACAAGUCUAAAAUUGGGUAGUGCUGGGCAAUGUCCUCCAAAUAUUGUGGAAGAUCCAAAGAUCGUUAGGACAAAAGGCACUCAAGCAAGCCAAGGUGGAACAUGGAAGCGUCGACAAUGUCAUUUGUGUCACGGAUAUGGACAUACAAAGUGUAAUUGCUCUCAAAGAAACUUGCAUCCAAGUAGAAAUGCAGGUGUGAAUAUCCCUUCAGGUAGUGAAAGCUAUCAGUAUAGUUCGGAGGAAGGGCCGUCCCCAGACAUUAGCUACAGUUAUCCUAGUCAAACGGUUUCUCAAUGCAGAGGCAACUAUGUGGUUGAUUUGUCUGGUUCUGAUAAUUUUUCUACUACAGACCCAACCGGUUCUAUCCCCAACAGUGAUGAUGGUUUCUCAUUCGACAAUGGUGAACCUAUUUCCCUAUGUACUGGUUCAACCCAAAACAAUUGUAGUUUUGGAACUUGGUUUACAUGUAACAAUUAA
Molecule: messenger RNA, 1251 nt
Organism: Prunus mume (Japanese apricot)
Lineage: Eukaryota; Viridiplantae; Streptophyta; Magnoliopsida; Rosales; Rosaceae
Product: protein FAR1-RELATED SEQUENCE 9-like
Biological process (GO): regulation of DNA-templated transcription
Source: RefSeq, a predicted model, not a curated record